CAACGCGUCCAAGUCAGGCGCAGUAAUAAAGAGGAAUAAGCUUCCUUUCAAGCGUGUUUAUUACAGCCCGCUUAUAUACUGUACGCACCGUUAAACACAUCUUUAAAGAUGAAACAUUUAAUCAGCUAGGCUAAUACAAUAGAAGUUAUGAAGUUAAUAUAACGCUUCUUCUUCUGCGGCUUAUCUCUCAUUUAGAAGUACAGUUGAUUUGGUCUCAUCGGAUCAAAGGGUACAAUCUCACAGACCCGGGCUCUCGUUCAAAAUCAGAUUAGGACACCUCCAUUCUGAAAUUAGUUCUGUGUUAACUCUGAUCAGAGAGAAAUACACCCGGUUGAACUUCAAAACAACAGCAUGAGUGUGACAGGGUAUCUUCAUGUUGAGAGAAAGGCGCUAACCACAGCCUCACCUAUCUCCACAUCUCCUCCCCCUCCGCCCUUUCCUAUGUUUGAUAUCUUGCUAUAGAAAUAUGCGACAUCAUUCUGAAUGUAGAGGAUGCAUGCAACACGUCUGCUUUCUGUGCAGGUGUGCUGGAACAAUGUUUCAGAAUAACUGAAUUUACUUUGCAAUCAGGUAUCUGGUAGUUUCUCUAGGUUUACCUGCUGCGGCCUCAACAUGAGAUCGGUAUAUACAACUCACUGAGAUAGAUGAGUAUAUCUUUGCAAGAGCAUUUCUUGUGAACUUCAGUGUCAGUGAAACCCCGACCACAGCAAGCGUCAGAUCUGCUGCUGUGUGAUUUCCACGACAUUUGAGAAUGCAUUCUUUCCUGAGAAUCGUGCUGUGUGCUUGUUUAAUUUCACCUUCAGGCCACGCUCUCACCCCAGUUCACCAGACCCCGCGAUCAGUCACCGUUCAGGCCGGCGGAAGUGUCACUUUGACAUGCUCUUUCAAUGGAACCGGUCUGGAGAUGGUCAAAGUUAGAUGGUUCAGAUAUUCAGCUGAUAAUACCUCGCUUCAAAUCGACAUAUCUCUUCAGCACAACGUCUGUUCAGAAUUUAUUAACCGCGCAGCUGUCAAGGAAAACCAGUCUAUAAGCAUAUUGUCCUUUAAUGCCCUCCUCCCGAAUGACAGUGGAGUUUAUGUCUGUGAGGUACAAAGGUGGGUCCCGGGACCGUAUGCUUGGGAACAGGGGAACGGCACCCUGGUUAAUGUUACACGUGAGGAUCCUGACACGCGUCCCGCUGACAUCAUCUAUUACAUUGCUGGCGUGCUGAUAAUAAUCGCGCUGGGCCUGGGAAUCGUUGCUCUCGUCUAUUUCAAGCUCAGAGUUAAUAAGUCAUCUGUUUCGCGUGUGCCUGGUAUUCAAGCACACAGCACACCUGAGCAGGACACCGUGUGCUCUCGGCCGGACACACACGAGGUGUGCUAUGCAAGUCUGAAUUUCAACAAGACACGCAGGACUACAGACCCGAGUACGACGGGAUUAAUGCAUUCACAAUACGAAGCAACAGAAAGCACGCUGCAGGCGAAAGCAAAGACCCCUUCAGAAGGAAGCGCUCGGAUAAAACACCCGAAAACACAAGACGCUAUUGAACAGAGGGGAGCCGAAGAAGAGCCGGAGGUUCUGUACGCGCACGUUAGAGGAUGAUUUCUGUACUGUGCUCUUAAUACAAGCAUGGCAAUGAGCGCCAC
Acipenser ruthenus (sterlet) is the source of this 1629-nucleotide messenger RNA. Its product is annotated as immunoglobulin superfamily member 6-like. Gene Ontology annotation, biological process: positive regulation of natural killer cell mediated cytotoxicity; immune response-activating cell surface receptor signaling pathway. The record is from RefSeq and is a predicted model, not a curated record. The coding region runs from base 752 to 1585 and encodes 277 amino acids. The transcript has 6 exons. NCBI's taxonomy places the organism in Eukaryota, Metazoa, Chordata, Actinopteri, Acipenseriformes, Acipenseridae.